UCAGUGCGCAUGCGCCACUCCGAGGCGGGCGGAACCAUUGGCAGAGCCAGAGCGGGGGUGCGCGGGAGAACCCGGAACUCAGUCUUGUGAAGAUGUUCCAUUCCUUCGGCUGUCGGGUCCCUCGCUUGACCCUUUGGAGAGGAUACUGUCCUGUCGUUGGCCAGAAGUCCAUGUCCGAAGGCCACAACUGGUUUGCCAUAUUGGCCAGUGCUAUGAGGAAGCGGCAACCCCCUUUGCACUUGGGCAGAGCCAACUUUUCCAACUCGACACAGAGUGUCCUCCUUGGAACGAGGUGGGCUUUGAACUCUGGCGGAAACCAUUGCCGUUACUCACAGGGAAGCGCAAAGAGUACUGAAUCCGGCCCCCGAUUUGCACUGAGGACCCGGAUCGCGAUCACUUUCCUCAUUGGGAGCGGGAUCGUAGCCGCUGGGCUGUACGUCCGCUCCGAAAAGGCCGAGGCGGAGAAGCGGAGGCGCAUAGAGGAGUUGCGCAAGCUGUCCAUCGGUCAGGGGGACUUCCAGUUGGUGGACCACACUGGCCGGCCACGCUCGAAAUCUGACUUCCGGGGACGCUGGGUCCUGCUCUACUUCGGCUUCACGCACUGCCCGGACAUCUGCCCCGAGGAGCUGGAGAAGAUGAGCCGCGCGGUGGAAAUCCUCGACGGAGAGGCCCACCUGCCCCAGGUCCAGCCGGUCUUCGUCACAGUCGACCCCGAAAGGGACGACGUGGCUGCCGUGGCCAAGUACGUCAAGGAGUUCCACCCGCGGCUCCUGGGUCUGACGGGCACGGCCGAGCAGGUGAAGGAAGCCGGCAAAGCCUACCGCGUCUACUACAGCGCCGGCCCCAAAGACCAGGACCAGGACUACAUUGUGGACCACACCGUCAUCAUCUACUUGCUCAGCCCAGACGGGCUCUUCAUGGACUACUACCAGCGCAACAAGUCGGAGGACAAGAUCGCGGAGAGCGUCAAGAAGCACAUGCAGACCUACCAGAGCCUCUUUGGAUGAGCAUGCCACAUAGAAUUGUCCUUCUUCGGGGGACACUAUAAAAUCUAUG
Anolis sagrei ordinatus is the source of this 1056-nucleotide messenger RNA. RefSeq names its product synthesis of cytochrome C oxidase 2 (gene SCO2). Gene Ontology annotation, biological process: mitochondrial respiratory chain complex IV assembly. NCBI's taxonomy places the organism in Eukaryota, Metazoa, Chordata, Lepidosauria, Squamata, Anolidae. The record is from RefSeq and is a predicted model, not a curated record.